UUUGAAGGAGUCCCUUACUUCUCUACUCACCAGUCACAGAUGCAUUUCCCAAACCCGUAAUUUCUUAUUUUCUCUCUCUCCAGUUUGCAGGGAGUCCACGAAGGAUUUACCCGUCACUUUAACAGCCGUAGUCCACAAGUUGACGGAUCAAGAAAUAGAUCUACUACGCCCUGCGAAGUUUGUGCAAGGAAGGGAGGGGGAAACCUGGGUGAGAGAACAUGAGCGACCGUUUUGACUGUAAAAACUGCAACGAGUCCCUGUACGGGCGCAAAUACAUCCAAGUGGAGGACCAACCUCACUGCAUCCCCUGCUACGACCGCUUGUACGCCAACACCUGCCAAGAAUGCAAGGAACUCAUCGCACACAAUGCAAGGGAGCUGUUCUUUGAGGACAGACACUACCACGAGCACUGUUUCCGCUGCUUCCGCUGCGACCGCUCCCUGGCAGACGAGCCCUUCACCAGCCAAGAAGACGCGCUGCUGUGCAACGACUGCUACUGCAAUGAGUUUUCCUCCAAGUGCGUGGCCUGUGACAAGACCGUCAUGCCAGGCUCAAAGAAGCUGGAGUAUGGGGGAUCCACAUGGCAUGAGGACUGUUUUUUGUGUCAUGGCUGUGACAAGCCCAUUGGCGCUGAAGCCUUCAUCCCAGACAAAGAUAACUACUACUGUGUGCCUUGCUAUGAGGGGAGAUUUGCCCCGCGAUGCAACCGCUGCAAAAAGGCACUGGCCAAAGGUGGUGUGACCUACAAGGAUGAUGUUUGGCACAAAGAGUGUUUUCUUUGCACGGGCUGCAAGACCCCGCUGGCAGGCCAACCCUUCACCUCGCAGGGUGACAGCCCUUACUGCGUCAAGUGCUUCAGCAACCUCUACGCCCAGAAGUGUGCAGGCUGCAAGACAGCCAUCACAGGGUUUGGAGACGGAAAGUAUGUGUCUUUCCAGGAUCGUCAGUGGCACCAACCAUGCUUCAAAUGCUCACAUUGCUCUGUAUCACUGGUGGGCGCCGGCUUCUUCCCCGACAGGGACAGGAUUCUGUGUGCAGAUUGCAACAAUGAUGAAUAAGUGACCACCACAUUCAUCUGUAAAAUCUUGAUCUGACAGAUCCAGUGCUUGACACUGCUUUAUUGUCUUUCCCUGUGUAUGGCAUGUUUAUUUUCUGGUUUUGCUGACACUAGCAAAAAGCUUCUCAACCUCAGCCUUGCACAAGAACACAGCAUUCUGCGCAUUCACCCUCAGUAUCCAAAAGCGAACCUUUUAUUUCAGUGUAUUGCAUAAACUCUUCGUCUCUGGUCAGCCUAGAGCACAUUGAAAUGUAUGUAUAAAUUUUGCAUAUAGGAAAUGAUAAUGUUUGGCAGCUUGUGCCUUCAUUUUGUACAUAUGUUUUGCAUUUCAAAGAAUCAAUAAACUAUGCAAAUUUCAUUCUAGCUUUACAUGUUCAAAUAUUAUGACCUAUGCUAAUCAUAUUUUUGCAUUUUAUUGUUAACCUUCAGAGAACAUAUCCCUAAAACUAGUUUCACCUUUUUUUGUUUGUUUGUUUCUUGCCUCUCAGAAAUGUACCCACCUUCCAGGUCUAACUUUUAACUGCAACGUUGUUGCAAACUGUUGCUGGAUGUCAAUUCUCAUGCUGGAUAGAAACUUGAUAAAAGUUUAAAAAUUGUUCCUGCAGGAGCUGCCGCUGGACACAAAUAGCGAGAUACAUUUCAUUUGAGAGAUGCAAGUUUUGUAUUAGAAUAUUAAUUUCUUCUCAGCAAUGUCUGACAAAUAACAGAGCGAGAUGGUUGUUACGGUGGUAAUGUAGACUUUAUGCACGGCGGGGGCCUGCCCCCGUACUAUUCAGUGUUGUAAACCUAGACAUUAUUCUUUGCAAUAAAAAUACUUCAUCAAA
This is a messenger RNA of Lampris incognitus (smalleye Pacific opah), 1881 nucleotides long. Its product is annotated as four and a half LIM domains protein 3-like. NCBI's taxonomy places the organism in Eukaryota, Metazoa, Chordata, Actinopteri, Lampriformes, Lampridae. Gene Ontology annotation, biological process: actin cytoskeleton organization. The transcript has 6 exons. Bases 219 to 1058 code for a protein of 279 amino acids. Gene Ontology annotation, molecular function: transcription coregulator activity; actin binding. The record is from RefSeq and is a predicted model, not a curated record. Gene Ontology annotation, cellular component: nucleus; Z disc; stress fiber.